GCCCGUCUCCGGCGUCAUACCCUCAGUCUGCACCUCAAUACGAGCCACCCCAAAAUCCGCAAUCUUGAUCGACUUAUCAGCAGCUAUCAAGAGAUUGUCCGACUUCAGAUCCCUAUGAAUCAAAUUCAAACCGUGCACGUAUUCCAUCCCCCGGGCAACAUCCAAGGCCUGCUUCACCGCCAGCUUCAGUGGCACAGACCGAUUCUGCCUUUUCGUCAGGAACUGUCGAACCGAACCUCCCUUAGCAUACUCAGUAACAAUGCACCAAACCAUCGGUUUACGGCACGCACCAAUAAACCGAACUAUGUUCGGAUGCCUCAGAUUAGCCAGCAUCAUCACCUCCUGCUGAAACUGCUGCUCCAUCAGCUGCGCCCGCUCGACAUCAUUCUCGGGCUUCUCCAGAAGCUUGAUCGCAACAUCCUCACCGUUGUAAGUGCCUCUGUACAGUUUCCCGAAAGCCCCCUGAGCAAAAGCGGGCCCCAUGUUGAGCUUCCGCAAGUCGAUUGUCCACUCGUCAUAGUUUCCAAGGUCCCCUGUGGGGUAGCUCGGGUCCAUCAGAGCACGAGCAAGAGCAUCAUUACUCAGCUGGGAGGCUCUCCCAUUGCCCUGGUGCCCCAGAAUGCGGGUGUUCGAGCCAUUGGACCCUUCGCUACUAUUGUCCAUGGACAUGGCAACAGAUCCUCCACCGUUGCUCAUCUGCAGGCUACCGUAACUGUCGAC
This is a messenger RNA of Striga asiatica, 720 nucleotides long. NCBI's taxonomy places the organism in Eukaryota, Viridiplantae, Streptophyta, Magnoliopsida, Lamiales, Orobanchaceae. The record is from the annotation of a GenBank genome assembly.